This is a messenger RNA of Melanaphis sacchari, 968 nucleotides long. RefSeq lists its product as uncharacterized. Bases 450 to 926 code for a protein of 158 amino acids. Lineage: Eukaryota; Metazoa; Arthropoda; Insecta; Hemiptera; Aphididae. The transcript is spliced from 3 exons. The record is from RefSeq and is a predicted model, not a curated record. Gene Ontology annotation, cellular component: nucleus.
CGGUUAUCGUCGUCUAUCGCGGACUUCGCACUCUUCGCAGUCUUCGCACAUUAGCCGCGCGCGUUUUGUACUUGCUAGGUUAACCAGCGGAUUUCCGGUCGUGUCGCGUUAUCUUCGCGACUCCCCAGAGCCUCAUCGACAACUCCAUGUGCGCGUAGUGCGAAUUGCGAUCGUUCCAACUGUUCCGGGUUUACCUACUUACGCCGCGUCUGUUCCGUGGCGACACUGAGUCACGUUGCAGCUUGGGUAACGGGGCAUGUGUGCGCCAUUGAUAUAAAGUUGCGUCGCCGUACGAUACAGUUCAACAAGUACACAACGUCACAACUGCAUCGCGGUCGCAGUGUUAAUCAUUUACUACAGCGGAACUCGUGCGUCCUGUCGGCGCUCGCUCACAUCGGAUUCCGACAGUGUGUAUCCACUAUCCGUCUGUUGUCUUGACCGCCGUUGUAAUGUCGAGCUCAUUGAAACGUAAAUAUCUUGACGGGGACGAAGAAGCGAAACGUAAACGCAGUAGCUGGAUGGUCUUUCCGGGGAUCGAUGCAUUAAGACCAUACAAUAUUGUGUUUGAUUAUGACAAAUUUGAAUAUGAACUGGCUGUUGGACUUGAUUUUGCACUUGCUAAAGCACUGGUACCAAAAGAAAUCAUAGGAGCUUGUAACUUUAAUGGUGAAAUAGUGUACUUUAUUAAGUGGAAGCAUCAAGAUGAAAUAAGUUACAUAUCAUCUGAACAUGCUUCAAAUUUGUAUCCUGAAGUUACAAUUAAAUUCCAUGAGAAAUAUAAUAAUAUAUCUCAAGCAGUUACUACAGGUAGGUCGCUUCAACAACAUGAUGGUAGAACUGCUCAUCGUCGUGUUGGGCGUCCUAAAAAUACAUCACAGGGUUUAAAAAGAUCUUAUGUAUCAAAGUACCUAUCUAGAAAAAAAUAAAUAUCAUGAAUACAUUUUUUUUUAAUUUGAGAAUAAUAAUAA